Nicotiana tabacum (common tobacco) is the source of this 2986-nucleotide messenger RNA. Its product is annotated as THO complex subunit 5B. NCBI's taxonomy places the organism in Eukaryota, Viridiplantae, Streptophyta, Magnoliopsida, Solanales, Solanaceae. Gene Ontology annotation, biological process: mRNA export from nucleus. The record is from RefSeq and is a predicted model, not a curated record. Gene Ontology annotation, molecular function: mRNA binding. Gene Ontology annotation, cellular component: THO complex part of transcription export complex.
AAAGCAAAAAUAGAAGAGUGCUGAACCCGAAAGACUGGCACUCAAGUGUCGAGCAGACGGAACAAACAAACCCUAGUAGCGUACACAUCCAGAAGCAUAGCGUAUGACUUAAUCUGCAGAGAGGCAGCGACUGAGCAGGGGUGAAAAUGGAGAUAACCAUGGGGGAACCCGGCGAGAUACUACCGGAGCACAAGCCGGAAAAGUCUCCCUACGAAGUUCUGCAGCAAAGCAAAGCUUCAGUUGAGGAAAUCGUUACAAAAAUGCUGUCCAUCAAAAAAGAAAGCACGCCGAAAUCUGAACUUCGCGAACUCGUCACUCAGAUUUUAAUCAACUUCGUCUCUCUCCGCCAGGCAAAUAGAUCAAUCUUGCUCGAUGAGGAUCGUGUGAAAGGGGAAACAGAACGUGCAAAAGCUCCGGUGGACUUCACCACGCUGCAGCUCCAUAACUUGAUGUAUGAAAAAAGUCAUUACUUGAAAGCUAUAAAGGCUUGCAAAGAUUUCAGGUCAAAAUAUCCUGAUAUUGAACUUGUUCCUGAGGAAGAAUUCUUUAGAGAUGCACCUGAGGAGAUAAAAAGCUCUGUUAUGUCAAAGGACAGCUCACACAAUUUGAUGCUAAAGCGGCUCAAUUUUGAGCUAUUCCAGCGCAAAGAAUUAUGCAAGCUUCGUGAGAAACUGGAACAGAAAAAAAAGGCUCUACAGGAGACCAUUGCAAACAGAAAGAAGUUCUUGUCAAGUCUCCCGUCACACCUAAAAUCACUCAAGAAAGCAUCCUUGCCGGUGCAGCACCAACUUGGAGUUCUGCACACAAAAAAGUUGAAGCAGUUGCAAUAUGCAGAGUUGCUUCCUCCGCCUCUCUAUGUUAUUUAUUCACAGCUAAUGGCCCAAAAAGAAGCCUUUGGAGAAAAUGUGGAGCUGGAGAUUGUUGGUAGUGUGAAGGACGCUCAAGCUGUUGCCCGCCAGCAAGCAAAUAAAGACACUGGUGUGUCUGCAAGCUUAGAGAGCUCUAAAGUUGAUGAUGAUAUAGAAGAGGAAGAUGAUGGACAACGGAGAAGAAAGCGUCCCAAAAAGAUACCCAGCAAGGAAAGUCUGGAGCAGGCUGGAAUUUAUCAAACUCACCCACUUAAAGUGACACUUCAUAUAGACGAUGAUGAGAUACAAUCUACAAAACUUGUCACUUUGAAGUUUGAGUACUUAAUUAAGUUGAAUAUUGUGUGUGUUGGAGUUGAAGGCUCUCAAGAGAAUCCUGAUAAUGACAUCUUAUGCAAUUUAUUUCCGGAUGACACAGGCCUUGAGCUUCCGCGCCAGUCAGCUAAGCUAAUUGAUCAUUCUAUUGUGUUCGAUGAAAGGAGAACCUCACGACCAUACAAGUGGGUCCAGCAUCUGGCAGGCAUCGACUUUUUACCUGAGGUGUCACCAUCACUUAGGGGUUUUGGGACGUCAAAUGAUGAAACAGCAAAACACGCUGCUGUUAUCUCUGGUCUAUCGCUGUAUCGGCAGCAAAAUCGGGUGCAAACGGUUGUGCAACGAAUUCGUGCUCGGAAAAAGGCUCAGCUGGCUCUAGCGGAGCAGUUUGACUCUCUAAUGAACCUAAACUGGCCAGUUCUAGCCGGUAGAAGUGUUCCUUGGGCCUCACACGAUCCUCGCUGUAGUUUGCAUGCAUGGGUCCCUCUUUGCCCAUCUCCUAGUCAGGUUUCGACACUGGCUGUCGCAGAAACAGAACAAGUUCAGCUUCCUACAGAAGUUGUGGUGGAUGGGAAAUCUGCCUCUUCAAAAGAAGAGGUAGAAAGCACGAGGGAGGAUGGGGAGCUUCCAUCUUUAGUUCCUGUCACUUCUAUAAAUGAUACUAAUGCCACUCCAAAUAAAAGAACCAAUUUUGAUCAUUCCAUAAAGCUGUCUUUCAUUUCAAAGAGUGCCAGCUCUCCAAUUAUAAAGGGGAAGUCACCGAGUUUUAAGAAAUAUGGAGAUGAUGCAGAUCUUAUUCUGGAAUCAGAUAGUGAAGUGGAUGACACUGUGCAGGUUGAGCAGGAUAGUAAUAAUACACCUGGGCUUGCCGGGUUCAGUGACAAGUCAUGGGUGGACUGCAAGGUUCAGGAAUAUUGUCUCGUUCUGACAAGAAAGAUGGAUAACGAGGAAAGAAAAAUGAAAUUGGAAUCCAAGAUCAAAAUCAGCAAGGAGUAUCCACUUAGGCCUCCUCUUUUCACAUUGAGCCUUUAUGAGGCAAUACAGUCGGAGAACUAUUCCAAGGUGGAUAGCUCUGUGUGGUACAAUGAACUUCGCAGCAUGGAAGCAGAGGUCAAUGCUCACAUAAUAAACACUAUACCUGCAGAUGAAGAAAACUUGGUCUUGGCUCAUCAGGUUCGUUGUCUUGCCUUGCUGUUUGACUUUUAUGCUGAAGAUGGGGAGUCAUCUUCUGAGAAGAGAAAGAGCACUUCUGUGAUUGAUGUUGGUUUGUGCAAGCCUAUGACUGGUCAGCUUGUCGCUCGAUCAUUUAGAGGUCGAGAUCAUAGGAAGAUGAUCUCAUGGAAAGACAGCUCUUGCACCCCUGGCUAUCCGUACUAGGUAAUAUCCCAAUGUUGUUACAUUUUGUAUUAUUAUUUCUCAAAUGCUGGGUUGUUUAAAUCCAUGUGAUUUGUCUUUCGUGCUAUAACAUGUACUAAUGAGAUUCAUGUUGCAACAUACCUAGUCAAAAUGUUAUGACUCUUAAGACAUUAGGAUGCUAUUUGUUGCCCAUCUUUUCAAAAUGAUGGGCAUGAUGAUAGCCACUUCCUCUAGCUCCAGAAUUGGUUUGACAAUGGCUGAUUGUUUAUUUGGUCAAAGAACAUGGUGGCGUUCUGCAUCACCGGUUGAGGGAGGUAUUUGAAAUGGUAUUGUUGGCACGUUUCAAGUUGUGACAUUGUUUAAGAUAUUCUCCAAAUCAAAUUAUGGAAUUGUAAAACCAUUAAGUUAUAGAUAUAGCGUAUCCGUUUGGACGGCAUCUUUUUAUACUA